UUUUAAUAUUUGGUAAAUAGUAUAAGGGAUAGAUUAGAACUAUAUAAUGUUAGAAAUUUCAAUUUCUUGUUUAAUUUUCCAUUAACGACGAAAUAAAGAAUCGUUCUCUAGUUAUUGCGAAUCGUCUUCAAUCCCAGGGUACAAUUCAAUCGAUCCUUGAGAAGAAUCGAUCAUGAAAACAUGUCACAAUUCAAUCGAUCCUUGAGAAUAAUCGAUCAAGAAAUCAUGUCUUCGAACAAUCUUUGCCCUAGUUCUUAUGCCUGCAACGCUUGACAGAAGAGAAUAGAAGCGAGAGAAAGAGAAGCUGAAUCGUCUUCGCAAGUAAUUUUCAAGAUUUUCCGAGUCUGUGAGGGAUAGUAAAGAGGAAAAAAAGUUGAUUUUCAUCGUUUUAUUGAGAUCGAUGAUGGAAGAUAUGAAGUUAAAGUCGGAACUUGAUGCAUUGAGGAAGCUUUAUGAUCUUUUAAAAAAUAGUUGGUUUCACUCGCAAAAUGCAGUUUCUGAUUAUUAUUUGGAUGAUAAUUCGCUAUGCUUCUUAAAGAGUUUGCUUGAUGAUGCUGCUAAAAGGGUUUUCGAAGGUCAUUUGAAGUUCAUAGCGACCCAAUUUGUUAUACCUGAACCAGUAGUACUUGAUUCUCAAAUGAUUAAAACAGAGGAAAAGCCAGUUCUAAUGCCAUCAAUUUCAUUCAACAAUCAUCUGAAAAUAUCUGAAGAUAAACAGUCUCAUGAAAUUGUCUCUGAUGGAUCUUUACAAUCUGAAACUACUGGAAAGAAGAGACAUUGCAGAAUUUGCCAGCAAACCAAUGCUGAUAAGCAUCUAAAUCCUGGAAUGAUGACAGUAUCUAACCAUGACCCUCAACAGUUAAGUCAAUCUAGCCAUUUGCAUCAGGAAAAAGAGACAGAAUUCGACAAUACCCGCGACAGAGAUACUAAUGAUGAGCAGGAAAGGAUUCAUAAAUCAGUAUUGAAGGAUGAUCAGAAAGAAAUUCUCAAAUCUACAGCCAAACACUUUGAGAAGAAUUUUAACGAUGAUCCGACUAUUGUUCCUUCGGAUAUUGAUGAUGUCAUCAAAAAGAUUGAAUUGCAUAUUUCAGUUUUACAUUCUGUACAGAUUGAGCCACUUGCCCAGAAAGAACAGAACAUGGUUUCAGAAAAUGGUUCACAUGGAAAAUCUGACCGAUCUAGUAUUGAUAAACCUCCGUUCCGUCAAAUGAGUUUGAAGAAGAGCUUAAGAAAGUUGGAUUGGCAGCAUCAGCAGCAUAAGUCGCCUCAAGAUUCGAGUCAAAGUAGCGAGUAUGAAUCAAUUGAAACCAAGAGCUCGACCGAUUAUUCCAGUUGGACAAGGCCUAGCACUACUAGCGAUGGAAGUGAUGAAUAUCGAUACCAAAAUGCAGAUACCUCCUCUAGCAACAGUUACAGUAAACAAACUAGUGACAGUAAUUCAACAAGAUCAUCAUCAAAAGGUUCAACAUCAUCAUCAAGGACUGAUAAUUCCACCGAGAAUUACAAGACAAGCAACUUUAUGAUACCAAAGAAGAAACAGAAAGGGAGAUUUAGAAGACUGAAAGACAAGUUAGCUAUUAUAUUUCACCACCACCAUCACCACCACCAUCAUCAUCACGGUGACGCGGUUACUAACGAUGGUAAGUCUAACAAAGCUCAUGCAGAGAGAAUUGUUAAUGCAGGUGAUAAGAAGUAUGUGAAAAAUGUUGCACUUAAACAUCCAGAUAAGAAUUGGAAAGGGCAUUUCCAUGCACUGGCAGAAGGACUAAUGAGAAAGCAUGUUAGGAAUUCGAAGAGGUUAAAGAAGAAGCAGCCAAAAGCAGAUAUUAAACAGGUAAUGAAGGGUCGAGACGGGAUGAUGUCGAAGAAGAUACACUGGUGGAAAAUUCUUAGCCGACAAAGAGGGGGGAGAGUGAAGUUGCCUAAUAAACCUCGAGUGAAGCUCGUUGGUCAUGGAAGCAAGAAACACCGCCCAAAAGCUUAAGCUUUACCACACUUCAGUUGAGAUGAUAUUUAAGUUGUGUUUCCAUCAAAAAGAUUAGCUUUCAUCCUCUAGAUGCUCAACAAAGUGUAUAUUUGUUGUACUGGUACAGUUAGUUAGGCAAAAACAGUUGUAAUGUUUAAAAUAGUUGGGAACAUAGUAAUAUACUUGUCAAAAUUAUAAAAAAGAAAAACCUUGUAUGGA
Impatiens glandulifera is the source of this 2185-nucleotide messenger RNA. Its product is annotated as protein KOKOPELLI. Gene Ontology annotation, cellular component: extracellular region. The coding region runs from base 401 to 1984 and encodes 527 amino acids. Gene Ontology annotation, molecular function: growth factor activity; cytokine receptor binding. Gene Ontology annotation, biological process: immune response. The transcript has 4 exons. The record is from RefSeq and is a predicted model, not a curated record. Lineage: Eukaryota; Viridiplantae; Streptophyta; Magnoliopsida; Ericales; Balsaminaceae.